Penicillium lagena is the source of this 726-nucleotide messenger RNA. RefSeq names its product GNAT family N-acetyltransferase. Bases 1 to 726 code for a protein of 241 amino acids. The record is from RefSeq and is a predicted model, not a curated record. The transcript has a single exon. Gene Ontology annotation, molecular function: acyltransferase activity, transferring groups other than amino-acyl groups. Lineage: Eukaryota; Fungi; Ascomycota; Eurotiomycetes; Eurotiales; Aspergillaceae.
AUGGUCCUUCAAGUCCUCCCCCUGCAGCUAAGCGACUUCGAAGAUCUAAUCUCCCACGCCACACUGCACGAUCCCGGCGACGAUCUCGUUGGACCCCCAACCCCAAUCUGCUGGCCACCAAGCACUCCCGCCGCAGCGCUCUCCCGCGCAACCUUCCACUUCGCCAAACAACGUUCCCGCUUUCUUGGCGACCCAACUGUGCGGUACAUGAAAGUUGUCGACACUGGUACCGUUGCUAGUCCUAAAAACUCCAUCAUCAGCAUCGCCCGCUGGCAUUUCUAUCCCCAAGGCUACAACUUCGCUACUCAGCUACAUUGGGAGCUACAUGCACUAACGCCACCUCCGCCUUCUGAGCUGAACGUCUCUUUGCAUAACUACAUACUCAGCACACGUGACGAGGCUCGAAGUGGAUGGAUGGAACCGAAUGAGCCGUGCUGGAUACUGAUGCACAUGGUUACGCGUGAAUCACAGCGUGGGCGGGGCGCUGCAAAGAUGCUCAUCCGAUGGGGAAUUGAGCAGGCAGAGAGGGACGGGGUGCCAGCGUACUUGGAGGCGGGAGUUAUGGGGAGACCGGUCUAUGAGAAACUUGGGUUCAAGCAGGUUGGAGAAUUGUUGGAGGUGGAUUUAAGAAGACAUGGGAUACAGAGUACUUUCGUGAUGUGUAAGAUGGCAUAUUUUCCUGCGGGGUAUAAAACGAAAGACCAAUUGCGCGAUGUUACUGGGUAG